UUCCCGCCCCACCCUGAGCUCCUGUACUAAAGUUUGACACAGACCCUCCACCGCUGCAUGUUAGGACAGAAGAAGCUGUUCUCAUUCCCACAGUCUGUUGGACUUUGAGUGUAGAUUUUCUGUCCAUAUCCACAUACCUAUCAACAAUCACUUCAGGAUGCCUCUUGGGGGUGGAAACAAAUGUGGCUGCUGCCAGAAAACAGUGUACUUUGCAGAGGAAGUGCAGUGUGAAGGACGGAGCUUCCACAGAUCCUGUUUCCUGUGCAUGGUGUGCAGGAAAAAUCUAGACAGCACUACCGUGGCCGUCCAUGAGGAUGAGAUCUACUGCAAGGCCUGUUACGGCAAAAAAUACGGGCCCAAAGGCUACGGCUACGGCGCUGGUGCAGGAACUCUGAGCAUGGACAAAGGAGAGUCGCUGGGCAUUAAAGCCGAGGAGCCUCAAGAGCACCGGCCCACCAAUAACCCCAACACAUCCAAGUUUGCUCAAAAGUUCGGCAGCUCUGAUGUUUGUCCACGGUGUAGCAAGGCCGUCUACGCGGCUGAAAAAGUCAUAGGGGCAGGAAAUGCAUGGCACAAGGGUUGUUUCCGGUGUGCGAAAUGUGGAAAGGGGCUGGAAUCCACAACUUUAGCUGACAAGGAUGGAGAAAUCUUCUGCAAAGGUUGCUACGCCAAAAGCUUUGGACCAAAAGGAUUUGGAUAUGGCCAAGGUGCUGGGGCGCUGUCACACACUCAAUAGAUUCCCUACACCACAACCUUAACUAUACAUUCCCCAUUGUGAGCAUCCAUAGAAGCAGCAUGUGAAUGUCAGUGUCUUCAAAAAGGAAACCAGCGUCAGUCGAGAAGGAAACCAUUGUUCAGAUGCUUCGGUCUGUUUCUUAAACAAGAUGACACAUUCCAAAAGACAUCAUGUCAUUGUCUUAAACCCAUAAACAUCUCCUGAACACUGCCAAAUGCUUGGAAGAAUGUCAAGUAUGUAAACACAGCAUGGGAUAAACACUUAAUCUGCUCACCUAAGACGAUCACUUGAGUUUUUAGUGGAACCUGAGCUGUGCUGUCACGUCAGUAUUACUCUGCUUCGAUGUGCCAUCUGUUCUCUAACGCAUCUGCAUAUCCAGUUUAUAGUUGACCACACGCUUCUUUGAGCUUUAAUCACUGUAAAGAAUGUUCCCUUCAGCUCUGCUCAAACCAUGAAUGAUUCACAAGCACUUCCUGGCUAAAGAUGCACUAAAUUUAAUUUCAUUGUAAGUGGAAAAUAUCCCACACACGCAUUCUGCUCGGAAAUAGAAGUAAAAUAUGCAAAUAUGCAGUUUUUGUGUCUUUUCUUAUUUGUGUCCAUUAAACUGAAUGUAAAUGUUUAAAACGGUUAUAAAAAUGAACGUGCCUUGCAAGGAAGCA
Molecule: messenger RNA, 1395 nt
Organism: Pimephales promelas (fathead minnow)
Lineage: Eukaryota; Metazoa; Chordata; Actinopteri; Cypriniformes; Leuciscidae
Gene: csrp1a
Product: cysteine and glycine rich protein 1a
Biological process (GO): sarcomere organization; muscle tissue development
Cellular component (GO): Z disc; nucleus; cytoplasm
Molecular function (GO): actinin binding; structural constituent of muscle
Source: RefSeq, a predicted model, not a curated record